AUGGGUGAGACUGACAGGAAAGAGGCAGCUGUGGAAAAGCAGGAGCUUGAUUCAAAGCCUGAAGCCGUUCAAUCACCCGAAAAGAAGAGGCCGAUUGACGAAGAAGAAAAAGAUGAUGUGAAGAGAGCAAAGAGUCUGAAGAAAAACGAAGAGACGCAGGAAGAGAAAACGCAGGAAGAUGACGCAAAACAGGAAGAGGUUGCCGCAAACGAUACAGAGAAAGAGGAAAGUAGUGUUCCUCGUGAGACAGACAAAAAUUCUGAUGUGGUAGACGAAAAGAAAGAGAAACUAGAGUCGAAGUUUGUAUUUGGUGCCCGGACAACGUUUGGACAAGCCAGUGGGUUCUCUAUGUUGUCGAAAAAGAACGUUUUCGAAAAGCAAGACGAUAAAGACAAGGACAAGACAGAGGAAAAGAAAGAAGCACCAAAGAGCGUAUUUGGUAGCGGGUCAACGUUUGGAAAUGCAUUCCAACAUGCAAUUGGCAAAAAAAUCAAUAUUUGA
Ogataea parapolymorpha DL-1 is the source of this 501-nucleotide messenger RNA. RefSeq lists its product as uncharacterized. Bases 1 to 501 code for a protein of 166 amino acids. Lineage: Eukaryota; Fungi; Ascomycota; Pichiomycetes; Pichiales; Pichiaceae. The record is from RefSeq and is a predicted model, not a curated record. The transcript has a single exon.